AUGCAGCUCUCUACUCUCGCUCUUCUGGUCGCCACCGCUGCCGCUCAGUCUGUCGUUGCCCAGAUCCCCGACGGUCAGAUCCAGGCCCAGUCUUCUGCUGAGGUCGCUUCUCCCAAGCCAGCUCCUGCCACCGCCCAGGCCCCCGUCUCUCAGAUCAACGACGGCCAGAUCCAGGCCCCUAAGUCUACCGCUGCUCCUGCUCCCGCUCCCAAGCCCGAGACUGCCGCUGCCCCCGUCUCCCAGAUUAACGACGGUCAGAUCCAGGCUCCCAAGUCUACUGCUGCUCCUGCCCCCGCCCCCAAGGAGACUGCCCAGGCUCCCAUCUCUCAGAUCAACGACGGCCAGAUCCAGGCUCCCAAGUCUACCGCUGCUCCUGCCCCCGCCCCCAAGGAGACUGCCCAGGCUCCUGUCUCUCAGAUUAACGAUGGUCAGAUCCAGGCCCCCAAGUCUACCGCUGCUCCUGCUCCCGCCCCCAAGGAAACUGCCCAGGCUCCCGUCUCUCAGAUUAACGACGGCCAGAUCCAGGCUCCCAAGUCUACUGCUGCUCCUGCCCCCGCCCCCAAGGAGACUGCCCAGGCUCCCGUCUCUCAGAUCAACGACGGCCAGAUCCAGGCUCCCAAGUCCACUGCCGCUGCCCCCAAGGAGACUGCUCUUGCCCCUGUUUCUCAGAUCCACGAUGGCCAGAUCCAGGCCCCCAACACCACCAUCGCCAUCAAGCCCACUGCUCAGGGUGUCGUCUCUCAGAUCCACGAUGGUCAGAUCCAGGCUCCUGCCUCCACUGGCCCCGUCGCUGCCCAGGCUAACGGUGCCAUCACCAACGGUGUCUCCAUUGCUGGUGUCGUUGUUGCCGUCGCUGCCAUUCUCCUCUAA
This is a messenger RNA of Yarrowia lipolytica CLIB122, 870 nucleotides long. RefSeq lists its product as uncharacterized. Gene Ontology annotation, biological process: fungal-type cell wall organization. Gene Ontology annotation, cellular component: fungal-type cell wall. NCBI's taxonomy places the organism in Eukaryota, Fungi, Ascomycota, Dipodascomycetes, Dipodascales. Gene Ontology annotation, molecular function: structural constituent of cell wall. The record is from RefSeq and is a predicted model, not a curated record.